UUAUGGCAGAUUCGAAGUCCUUUUACCAAAACAUGUACACGUUCUGACAUUAAUGCGUGUGUGGGGGAAAAAGGAGAGUUUGUAUUGAAAAAAGGUUACAGAUAUUAUGCUUAAAGACGUGAGGACUAAAGAGACAUUAUUAGGGGAACAAUGGCCAGCACCAUGGUGGCCGUGGGUCUCACCCUGGCAGCAGCAGGAUUCGCAGGUCGAUAUGCCAUGCAGGCCCUGAAACAGAUGGAGCCCCAGGUGAAGCAAGCUCUUCAGGCUUUUCCUUUAUCUACGUUUGGAAGCGGUUACUACAGAGGAGGAUUCGAUCCCAAGAUGACGAAGAGAGAAGCGUCUCUAAUCCUUGGAGUCAGUCCCACUGCCAACAGAAACAAGAUCAGGGAGUCACACAGGAAGCUGAUGAUCUUAAAUCAUCCUGACCGAGGUGGCUCUCCGUACAUCGCAGCAAAAAUCAACGAAGCGAAAGAUUUACUGGAUGGACAAGCCAAGAAAUAAUUUAAUACACACUCAGUGAGUGACUCUUUCAUUAAACUUGGUGAUUAUAUAACUGGAA
This is a messenger RNA of Silurus meridionalis, 559 nucleotides long. It is a transcript of the gene dnajc19, whose product is annotated as DnaJ (Hsp40) homolog, subfamily C, member 19. Bases 151 to 501 code for a protein of 116 amino acids. Gene Ontology annotation, biological process: protein import into mitochondrial matrix. Gene Ontology annotation, molecular function: ATPase activator activity. The transcript is spliced from 6 exons. Lineage: Eukaryota; Metazoa; Chordata; Actinopteri; Siluriformes; Siluridae. Gene Ontology annotation, cellular component: PAM complex, Tim23 associated import motor. The record is from RefSeq and is a predicted model, not a curated record.